AUGGCUAUUUACAAAGCUGUUGUGGUUUUGGCCAACUUUGCAGCCGUCGGCUCAACUGCGCCUAACGAGGCCCGAGCCAAGGUUGCAGAUGGUUAUGUUGCUGCACCGUAUUAUCCUGCGCCCUAUGGUGGAUGGGCUGGGAAUUGGGCGGAUAGCUAUGCCAAAGCUAAGGAAAUGGUCGAUGAUAUGACGUUGGCUGAAAAGACCAACAUCACUUCUGGGAGUGGUCUCUUUAUGGGUAUGGAAUACCACAGACACGUCAGUCCUUGCAAUGGAAACUCUGGAUCUGCUGAUCGCGUUGGCUUUCCUCAGCUCUGCCUCAACGACGCUGCCAAUGGCGUCCGGCUAACCGACAACGUCACAGUGUUCCCAGAUGGAAUCACUGUCGGCGCAACCUUUGACAAGAAGCUGAUGUACGAGCGCGGAGUAGCAAUCGGAAAGGAAGCACGCGGUAAGGGUGUAAACGUCUGGCUUGGUCCGUCAGUUGGACCCAUUGGACGAAAGCCCAAGGGUGGACGCAACUGGGAGGGUUUUGGAAUAGACCCUUCGCUGCAAGCCAUCGGUGCGCGCGAAACUAUCAAAGGAGUUCAAGAACAGGGUGUGAUUGCUACUAUUAAGCACUUCAUCGGCAACGAACAGGAGAUGUACCGACGACAAACUACUGAUGUCGUCGGUCCGGCAUACUCGGCGAAUAUCGAUGAUCGCACUCUGCACGAGUUGUAUCUAUGGCCUUUUGCUGAAGCCGUUCGAGCAAACGUCGGCGCCGCCAUGACAGCUUACAACCGAGUCAACGGAACCAUGUCCAGCGAGCAUUCUCAUCUCAUCAACGGAAUCUUGAAAGAAGAGCUCGGCUUCCAAGGUUUUGUCAUGACUGACUGGCUUUCCCAGAUCACAGGUGUUGCAUCAGCCAUUGCAGGAAUGGACAUGAGCAUGCCUGGUGAUCCCAUCAUUCCCCUUCUAGGUCGGUCACUAUGGAUGUACGAACUGACACGAGCAACGCUCAACGGAUCCGUUCCCAUGGAUAGACUCAACGAUAUGGCUACCCGUAUCGUGGCAACAUGGUAUCAGUUUGGACAGGGCCAAGACUUUCCUAGCGUUAACUUUGAUACCAACACAAAGAACGCUGUAGGACCUUUGUAUCCCGGAGCUUGGCCAAACUCACCCACUGGGGUCGUCAACAAAUUUGUCCCCGUUCAGGAUGACCACGACGUGAUUGCCCGCCAGAUCGCACAGGACGCAAUCACCAUGCUGAAGAACGACGACAAGCUGCUUCCACUCAGCACCAAGAGCCCGCUCAAGGUUUUCGGCACAGACGCGCAGGUCAAUCCCGAUGGUGCAAACAGCUGCGUUGAUAGAAGCUGCAACAAAGGCACGCUGGGUCAAGGUUGGGGAUCCGGAACAGUCGACUAUAUGUACCUUGACUCACCCAUCGACGCCAUCAAAAAGGAGAGCGGCAGCGUCACGUUCUACAACACAGACAAGUUCCCGUCAGUCCCGAGUGCAACUGACGAUGACGUUGCAAUCGUCUUCGUCACUUCCGAUUCGGGCGAGAAUCAAUACACCGUCGAAGGUAACAAUGGCGAUCGAAGUGCCUCGAAACUGAACCUCUGGCACGAUGGCGACGCACUCGUCAAGGCUGCGGCGAAUAAGUACAAGAACGUUGUUGUUGUAAUCCAUACGGUUGGACCUGUUCUAGUUGACCAGUGGAUCGACCUCCCCUCGGUUAAGUCGGUCUUGGUAGCUCAUCUGCCAGGACAAGAAGCUGGAAAGUCCUUGACAAAUAUCCUAUUCGGUAAAACAUCGCCCAGUGGACAUCUACCUUACAGCAUCACGAAGAAGGAGGAUGACAUGCCCGAGAGUGUGGUCAAGCUCAUCGACUCGGGAUUCGCUGAUCCUCCACAAGACACGUACUCGGAAGGAUUAUACAUCGACUACCGCUGGCUCAACAAGGAAAAGAUCCAACCUCGCUAUGCUUUUGGCCAUGGUCUCAGCUACACUAGCUUCUCCUACGCCAACGCAACGAUCAAGAAAGGGACUGCGCUUACCAAGUACCCUCCCAAGCGACCCGCGAAAGGCAAAGUGCUGGACUACUCGCAGGACAUCCCCGACUACAAAGAGGCAAUCGAGCCAAGCAGCUUCAAGACAGUCUGGCGAUACCUUUACUCUUGGCUUCCGGAAUCUGAGGCAAAAUCUGCCGCUGCCAAGGCCGAGACAUCUAAAUACCCUUACCCAGAAGGCUACUCCACCAAGCAGAAGACGGAGCUUCCACGUGCGGGCGGACCAAAUGGGGGCAAUCCUGCGCUCUGGGACGAAGCUUACACCAUUUCCGUUACGGUGACUAACACGGGCACUAAGUUCGCUGGUAAAGCUUCAGUCCAAGCCUACGUGCAAUUUCCGGAGGUUGCCGGAUACGAGACUCCCGUAAUCCAGCUGCGCGACUUCGAGAAGACUUCUGAACUGGAGCCCGGCAAGAGUGAAACAGUCCAGUUGACUUUGACGAGAAAGGACCUGAGUGUCUGGGAUGUCGAGGCGCAGGAUUGGUUGAUCCCUAACCUUGAUGGAGAGUAUAGGGUCUGGCUGGGUGCUGCAAGCGAUGCACUGGACGUUGUCUGCUAUACUGGUGAUCUGAGCUGCGAGAAGGAUGUGGAUGGGCCAGUUUCAUAUGCGGAUUGA
Fusarium sp. VM40 is the source of this 2673-nucleotide messenger RNA. The record is from the annotation of a GenBank genome assembly. NCBI's taxonomy places the organism in Eukaryota, Fungi, Ascomycota, Sordariomycetes, Hypocreales, Nectriaceae.